AUGCGGCGGCCUCUUGCUGAAGAGUCAAGUGGGACGGUGCGCCACACAAAAGUCGCGGAGUUCUUUUGGGCCUCGAUCCACAGCCCAUCCCCAUCACGGCACACCUGCAGCAGCUCGCACUCACAGAAGGCAGACGGCGUGCUCGUGCUUCCCUUGUUCACCGUGUUCGUCGGCAUCUGUGUGGUCGUCGUCACCGCCUUGGUUGCCACUCUGAGGAGAAACGGGAUAUCCCCGCUAGCGCAGGUGGUGUGCGCCAGCCGCGACUGCAUGCUUCACGCCCAGCUCUUGAGGACGGCGUGCAACGUGUCCGUAGACCCUUGCGUGGAUUUUUACGCAUUCGCCUGCGGCUCCUGGGAAUCCCGCAAGAAGCGCAGUAGGCUUGACACCCUGGUCACCGAAGUUUACGACAUGGCCAUCAGCGAUCUACGAUCCACGGCCGGCAAUUCAACGAAGGCAGGCAAACUCUUCCGUGCGUGCACCCAGCCCUCGGAGUUGGACGUCGAUUCCAACCUGGAGCUCUUUAAGGAAUUCAGGAGGAACUUGAGCAUGUUCUGGCCCGAAGAACCUCCUCCAGAUGCAGUUAACGUGCAUCCGAUAGACCUCCUCUUAAAUCUGGCAAUCAACUGGCGCAUGGGCCUGCUUUUCCACGCUCGCAUCCUGCUAUCCCCGAUUUCAAGGACUCCCGUGUUCGUUUUCACUCCGGGAACCCUGAACUCUCGAUGGCGCUCGCAAACCGCCAUUCCAAAAACAGUGCAUGAGUACAAGUCGCACGUCAGGAAACACCUUCAAAUUCUUAACGUGACCAUGUCGUGCUCUAGUGAUACGUGUAUAAGUGCGCUAAGGAUACUACAAAGCCACCUUGUCAGCAUGGUUGUUGAUGUCGCCCAAGGCGACAAGUAUAACAUGGCGCAUGAUAUCGCUUCCUUAGCCGCGAUCUUGCAACUCGGUAAGAACAUCUCGUUGCUGGCGCUCAUCAACAAGCACAGCAAGCCGUAUGAAUUCGGGCCUGAGAGUCCGGUUGUUAUGGGAAUCAAGUUGCUUGAGCACAUCGAUUCGCUUUUCAGACGCCAUUCUGAAGAAGCCAUAUCCGAUGCCGUCUGUUGGAUGUUCAUUCAAGAACAUCUCUGGAUCAUCGCAGACAGGUCGGACCUGCGGGUUGGGACGAGCGAAGAAGGGAAGAAGCUUGUCGAGUACGCCUGUUUCGAUUAUGUCAGCUCUGCUCUGGGCUUGCUCGCCGCCGAAGACUACGCACGCAAUGAAUACACUACACGCAGCCGAAAACGCGUCGACAGCAUUAUUGGACAGAUAACACUGACGUUUUAUGAGAGCGUCCAGGAUGCGACAUGGCUCGACGCCGAUGCAAAGUACACGACGCUGGCAAAAAUUCGCAAACUAAAAGCACAACUCUGGCCCGCCAUGGAGUUCUUUGACGCUAACGCGACCGAGAUAUUGUACCACGCAUUUCCCGACAUGACUGGACCAUUCUUCGAAAGCUUCUUCAGUCCUUGCGAACUCUUCGAAACCUUUUAG
Messenger RNA from Dermacentor silvarum, 1530 nucleotides. RefSeq lists its product as uncharacterized. Lineage: Eukaryota; Metazoa; Arthropoda; Arachnida; Ixodida; Ixodidae. The record is from RefSeq and is a predicted model, not a curated record. Gene Ontology annotation, biological process: protein processing. The coding region runs from base 1 to 1530 and encodes 509 amino acids. Gene Ontology annotation, molecular function: metalloendopeptidase activity. The transcript has 2 exons. Gene Ontology annotation, cellular component: plasma membrane.